CCCCGCCCCGCGACACGCUGCGUGGCUGCUCGUUGGCUACUUAGGACGGAAGCUCGGUUGGUGCUUCUCCAGAAGUUUCCCCCUUGGGCGGCGGCGGCGUAGCUCAUAACCUCGGAGGUAGCAGCUCUAACAGCAAGAGCGAUAUUUAGGGAUGGCGGCAGCUGCAGCAGGACCUGCAACAGUCCAGAAGUUUUUCCGGAGCUUCUCAGAUGCUCUGAUCGAGGAGGACCCCCAGGCGGCGUUAGAGGAGCUGACUAAGGCUUUGGAACAGAAACCAGAUGAUGCUCAAUAUUAUUGUCAAAGAGCUUAUUGUCACAUUCUUCUUGGGAAUUACUGUGAUGGUGUUGCUGAUGCAAAGAAAUCUCUUGAACACAAUCCAAAUAAUUCCACUGCUAUGCUGAGAAAAGGGAUAUGUGAAUACCAUGAAAAAAACUAUGCCGCUGCUUUAGAAACUUUUAUAGGAGGACAGAAAUUAGAUAGUACAGAUCCUGAUUUCACUGUCUGGAUUAAAAGGUGUCAGGAGGCCCAGAAUGGAUCACAAUCUGAGGUGUGUGCAUCCCAGAGGACUCAUCAGUCAAAAAUCAAGUAUGACUGGUAUCAAACAGAAUCUCAAGUAAUCAUUACACUUAUGAUCAAGAAUGUUCAGAAGAAUAAUGUAAAUGUGGAAUUUUCAGAAAAAGAGUUGUCUGCUUUGGUGAAACUUCCUUCUGGAGAGGAUUAUAAUUUGCAGCUGAGACUUCUUCAUCCUAUAAUCUCAGAACAGAGCACAUUUAAAGUACUUUCAACAAAGAUUGAAAUUAAAAUGAAAAAGACAGAGGCUGUGAGAUGGGAAAAGCUAGAGGGGCAAGGAGAUGUGCCUAAACCGAAACAGUUCAUAGCAGAUGUAAAGAACUUAUAUCCAUCAUCAUCUCAUUAUACAAGAAAUUGGGAUAAAUUGGUUGGUGAAAUCAAAGAAGAAGAAAAAAAUGAGAAGUUGGAGGGAGAUGCAGCUUUAAACAAAUUAUUUCAGCAGAUCUAUUCAGAUGGUUCUGAUGAAGUGAAACGUGCUAUGAACAAAUCAUUUAUGGAGUCUGGUGGUACAGUUUUGAGUACCAACUGGUCUGAUGUAGGUAAAAGGAAAGUUGAAAUCAAUCCUCCUGAUGAUAUGGAAUGGAAAAAGUACUAAAUAAAUUAAUUUGCUAUCACUGUAUUGCAUAUAUUCA
Molecule: messenger RNA, 1202 nt
Organism: Callorhinus ursinus (northern fur seal)
Lineage: Eukaryota; Metazoa; Chordata; Mammalia; Carnivora; Otariidae
Gene: SUGT1
Product: SGT1 homolog, MIS12 kinetochore complex assembly cochaperone
Molecular function (GO): protein-folding chaperone binding
Source: RefSeq, a predicted model, not a curated record